UUUUUUUGUUUGUUUUAUAGGAAGCAGAAUUGGAAAGCUGUGAUGUUAAUACCAUGCUGCUGGUGCAUUUCUUUGGAAAAGAAGGAAAGGAAAAACUUCGCUAUUCUGAGUUUUUCAGGUUCAUGGAAAAUUUGCAAACAGAAGUGCAAGAAAUGGAAUUCAUACAGUUUUCCAAGGGAUUGAAUGUCAUGAGAAAGGAGGACUUUGCAGAAUGGCUACUGUAUUUCACUGAUGAGGAAAAUAAUGAAAUCUACUGGCAAAACGUGAAAGACAGAUUUGAAGCAGGAGAGAAUAUCAGUUUGGAAGAAUUUAAGACUUUCUGCAAGUUUACAAACAACCUAGAAGACUUUUCUAUUGCCAUGCAGAUGUUCACCGUAGCCAAUCGUCCUGUUAAACGAGCUGAGUUCAAGAGAGCAGUGAAGGUGGCAACAGGACAGGAGCUCUCAGAUAAUAUUCUGGAUACCAUCUUCAAGAUUUUUGAUCUAGAUGGAGAUGACUGCCUCAGCCACGGCGAGUUCCUUGGUGUCCUGAAGAAGCGAAUUCAUCGAGGUUUGAGGGUACCACAACAGCAAGGCAUUCAAGGGUACUGGAAGUGCGUGAAAAGAGAAAGCAUUAAAGGAGCAAAAGAAUUGUGGAAGCAAAGUGGGAAAAGUCCUUUUUAAAAGUGUCCAUUAUUGCUGGUUUGCUGUAAAUGUUAUGUAGGGUUUUUUUGUCUGUCCUGUUUACAUAACAGCUGAAUCAAAAAUACUUUUUUUUACUACAGCUGAACUAAAUUAACCCAAUAUCUAAUGCAAAAAAAAAAGAAAAAUUAUAUCGUUCUAGUAUAAUCAGUUGGGUUUGCAGAAUUGUUAUCAGGUUUGACCUCCCUACAGAAAUACUCUUGUUCUAGGGAGUAAUGCUAUUUAUUUUUCUGUGGAGUCUGACCCUGCUCUGUGACGUCUGGGAUGCAUAGGAUUUAAUAGUGGCCACUGGCUGGAACAUCCCAACAGUAUCAUCUCCUGUUGGAAGAGUGGUCAUCAUCUCAUCCGGCCACUAACACAGCAGUUCUCUUUCCCUGGCAAAGACAGAGGUCUGAAAAGGGAAACCAUUUGCACAGUCCAUGCAAGUCAAGGUACCUGCAUCAAAAACAAAAUCUCACAUGGCUUGUGCCCCCAUUACUGUGAGCUGCUUGUUGCUAGUUCCUGGCAGAUGGUUCCACCAGGUCCAGGGUAGAUGUCUGAUUUGUCUGCCUUUGUUGAUAAUAGCUUUAAACUGGAAAUAUAAGGCUGCUGAUACUGGCUUUAAAAGUUACAUGUUGAUCUAUGAAUGUGUAUCGAGCCUCUCAGACCUCUUCAACAAACAGUAUAAACAAGAAGGAAAAAUCCUCAUCCUUAUUCUAUCAUAAGCAGUGAUUACACCUUGAUUUGUAACUAUUUUGCUUAAUUGUAAUGCAGAAGAUAAAUGUGUAACAAAUAUUUACUUUGUGUUAGUAACAAUUAUGACAGGGAAUGCUGCAGUAUCUCAGGAACUCAAGGUUAUAACAAGCAUUGGCAGGAAUAAUAGACCCAACAAAAAGUAAACAAAUUGUUUAUGACUCCGAAUUGCAAAGCUAGACAUAAGAUGUCAAUCAAUAAAACAAAAAGAAGGUAAAAAUUAACGUGAAUGUUUUUCAGCCAUAUCACAGUGUGCUUCUCUGUAUACACACAUAUGCAUGGUGCAUGAGUUUUUUUCUCACAGACUCAAGAGCCUGUAGUCACAGCUCCAGAUCAGUUGGUUCCUGGUUGGUCACUGCAUAUAGGAGACAGACUUUAACACACAGAGCUGUCAGCGUUGUCUGUUUUGUCCAGGCUGGGGUAAAGGCCUGACUUCAAGGCCUUGUUAUAACAGACUCAAAAAACAAACUGGGUAAGACAACCAAGAAAUCUCACCAGAUUCCCACCUAAGGAGGGUUACAGGUAAGAUAUUUGGUAUGUCAGUGGCCAUCAGGCAAGCUCGUGCUAAGGAAGAGUCCUCCCAGGUCUCAGCACUCUAGAGGGAAGCAAGCAAAGCAGCAGCAUGCAACCACCUGCUACUCUUCCCUAUGCAGCAUUCUCUUGGAGCUUUAAUUUAAAUUGUGUGAAAGAGAAAAUGCUUUUCUUUGUGUGAUCUGUAAGUAUGCACCCAGUCUCGUCCACAUGAACAGGAAUGUUACUGUGGGUGCCCCAGGACCUGUCUAGAAAAUCAGGUACCAGUGACUGCCAAGGAUCCCUCUGCUUCCGCCAGGAACCUCUCAAAAAUGAAAUAAAAUGCAGUAAAUGCCACUGCCUCUCCCCCUUAUGCUGAAAUGGCACUGCUCUGUGAGCAAUGAGAAAUCAGGCAGCUGUUUUCACUCUGUGCUUUUGGAAGCUGUUUAUGGUGAUGGGAACUAUGAGUAAGAGCUGUUGGGAGCAGAGGUGGGGCAGCAGGGCUGGCUUCAGAUCACUAAACAUUUUUUUUAAAGGACAAAAUCAAGCAAGACACUUCGGUAUCACAGAAGUGUGUGUGUGUUCCCCUGCAGUGGGCGUUGUUCCAGCUCUGCUAUAAUACAAGGCAGCCUUUUACUUGUUGCUGUUCAUAUUUUGGCAAAUUGACUUUACUUUGGAAUGGAGGUAAUUGUUUAACAAUUUAUUCUGUGAAUUCUUAAUAGGUUUUUGAUGUUCUACAUUGCUUUUGUGGUUGUUUUUUGUUUUGUUUUGUUUACCAAUGACACAUAUCCUGCAAACUGUUUGGUUUUCUGUUGGAAAAAUCAAUUCAUCUAGCUUUAGUGUAUCUAGGAGUUUAAUGCCUCAUUGCUCAUUCGUAUCUGGGUUUGUGCAAUCAGCAAUAUCUGCUUUUGGCAGCAAGUUACUAAAAAUGGAUUUCAAGUCUUAUUUCUUAGCUAAAGAUCUGGUGUCCAGUUCAGAGGAAAAAGAAAACAGAUACGCUUAUUUUAAAACAAACGCCAUGUCUAUAGUAAAAUAAGAAAUGGAAUGAUUACAUAGGAAUUAAAGUGCAAUCAGCAUUUUCAGAAGAAACUAUCCUGAAAGUACAGCCAGGAAGGAAUUCCUCCGAAUGCCAGGGAAGAUUUGUCUGUUGAAAGAUCAGGCUCUGUGUUUAAUCUAUAGCUUAUUUUUGUUUGUUUUCACCAAAAAGAUUUGUGAAACAGUCUUAAAAUCAUUUCUCAGAUAAAAUAUCUUAGACUGAAAGAGCUGUUUACAUAAGUGUUUAGACUGACCUUGUCUUAUGAGGAAUCCAUUGUAGUUUUGAUUUUUUUAAGUUCCUUUUAGUAACUGUAUGGUAUUUGCAAGCUGUCUGUCAGCAUUACUCAACAUAAUUUAUUUAAAGGUCUUGCCUACUGCCAAUGUACCAAUUAAGUGUAUCAAUUACAACUUUUUUAAUCCUAGGAAUCCUUCCUCUGAACAGAAAUAUACUAAAAAUGAAAUAAAAUUAAAUGCUAAAAAACAAA
Molecule: messenger RNA, 3442 nt
Organism: Meleagris gallopavo (turkey)
Lineage: Eukaryota; Metazoa; Chordata; Aves; Galliformes; Phasianidae
Source: RefSeq, a predicted model, not a curated record